Messenger RNA from Cuscuta europaea, 2641 nucleotides. The record is from the annotation of a GenBank genome assembly. NCBI's taxonomy places the organism in Eukaryota, Viridiplantae, Streptophyta, Magnoliopsida, Solanales, Convolvulaceae.
CAAAGAAACAGGGAGUCUAAGAUCUUUCAAAGUUCAAACUACGGUGGGGUGGAUUUUCUGUUUGGAAAACAGCCGAAUGUGGGGAUUUUCUAGAACCAAGUCGCUCAGGCCCCAACUUUAUGCAAAAACUUUCUCUUCCUCAUCAUCAAACCCGUUUCCCGCCAUUCCCGUUGAAGAUACAAACCCGAAUUUCCGCCAAACUGUGAAAUCACUUUCUCAGCUGCUAAAUCAACGCCCGCCCCUAUCUCAGGUCAAGCAAAUCCAUGCCCGACUGGUUGCCUCUUCGCUCUCUUCAGAUGCUUCUUUAACCAACUCUCUCAUCCAUUGCUAUCACUUCGCCCAAGACCUUUCCUCUUCUAAAGCAUUGUUCAGCAAAUAUCCCUUGCCCUCACCGCCAAUCUUGAUAUGGAAUCUCAUGAUCCGAGCCUACUCCAAGCUUCAAUCUUCUCCUGAACCCAUCCUUUUAUUCCGCGAAAUGCUGUCUCUUGACCAUGCCUGUCGGGUUCUUCCUGAUGAUUACACGUUCACUUUUCUCAUCACCUCAUGUUCCCGCCAGAUGUGGUUGACUCAAGGCGCAGCUGCCCAUGGGCUGGUGAUGAAAUAUGGGUAUGUCUCGAACUUGUACGUCGCCAAUUCGUUGGUUAACAUGUACGGAGUUUUCAAGAGAACAGGCGAUGCUUCCAUGGUUUUCGAUGAAAUGCCUGAGAGAGACGUGUUCUCAUGGACUAGUAUAGUAUGUGCGUAUGCAAAAAAUGGAGAGAUGUCCAAUGCAUGUCAAGCUUUUGAUAAAAUGCCAAUGCGUAAUGAUGUUUCUUGGGCUGUAAUGGUUUCUGGUUUUGCUGGAAGUGGCAGGUACAUGGAAUCCCUAAGCUAUUUUCGCGAUAUGUUGUUGUCUGGCAGCGAGCCUAAUGAGGCUGCUCUAGUUUGUGCCAUCUCUGCUUGUGCUCAGCUGGGGGCGUUGGAACAGGGCAAUUGGAUUCACACUCACAUUGACAAGAGUAGGAUACCAUAUACUUCCAAUGUAUCCACUGCUCUAAUUGAUAUGUAUGCAAAAUGUGGUAGGAUAGGUUGUGCAGAAUUAGUAUUUAAUAAAAUAACAAGCCCGGACGUUCACAAUUUUACGAGCAUUAUAUCUGGGCUGUCUAUUCAUGGCCUCGGUAAAGAUGCCUUCAAUGUGUUCAAGCGAAUGUUAGACGACGGAAAUAUCAGUCCAAAUGAGGUGACCAUUUUAGGAGUCCUAAACGGUUGUAGCCAUGCGGGCCUUGUGGAAGAGGGUUCCUAUGUCUUCUACAAUAUGGAGAAAGAAUGGGGAAUUGAGCCUAAGAUUGAGCACUAUGGCUGUUAUGUUGAUUUACUAGGCCGUGCGGGCUACUUGGAGAAGGCUUUUGAACUAGCUCGAAGCAUGCCGGUGCAACCUGAUAUUGUCAUAUGGAGGGCUUUGCUCAGCGCAUGCAGGAUCCAUCGCAAUUCUGAUCUCGGAGAGAGCGUCAUAGACUAUAUUAAGGGCCUUUUUGGCUCUUCUGCAUCUAGUGUAGGAGGUGAAGUGCUUCUCUCAAACUGUUAUGCUUCUCAGGGUAAAUGGGAGAGAGUCGCUCAACUGAGGGAGGUAAUGGGUGAGAGGAGAAACAAAAACCGAUCCAAUAUAGGAUGCAGCUGGAUUGAGGUUAAUGGUGUUGUUCAUGAAUUUCGUGUCGCAGAGAAGUUGCAUCCGCAGAUUUCCGAAAUUCAUGAGAAGUUACAGAAAGUGUUGGACAGGGCUCGAGAAGCAGGCUACGUUGCUAGCACCAUGCACGUUUCAUUCGAUCUUAUUGAGGAGGAGAAGGAGCAUGCCGUGGCCUGGCAUAGUGAGAAGCUGGCUGUUGCAUAUGGACUGCUGAGUAGUACUCCAGGGACUUGCAUCCGAAUUGUUAAAAAUUUGAGAACUUGUGUGGAUUGCCAUUCUGCUUUAAAGGCCAUUUCGAAAGUUUAUGAAAGAGAGAUUAUCGUGAGGGAUCGUUCACGUUUUCACAAUUUCAGAGGAGGAAGUUGCUCAUGCAAUGACUAUUGGUAGGUAGGUACUUUUACAUCGGGAGUAAGAUCUGCAAGUCUGUAGAGGUGGUUUCCCGGAUGCCCUUGGGGUUCCAGACCCAAUCACUCCUCUUUCUUUAUGGAACCAAGAUAUUAUUUGUGAUUUCUCGCUAAAAGAGAAGGUUCAUCCGCCGUUGGGGGGGCAUGUAAUCAGCGGAGGACCUAGGGGGGCAUGGGGGGCAAGCGCCCCCGCUUCCGGUCCCAGAAAACACUAGUACUACUUAGGUGAUGAACAACUGCCCCGCUUCUGAUAUGUGUAAAUAGUUUUUGUUUUUGGAUGAAUAUUUAGACUCUGAUAAUAAUGAAGUUGAUAUAAAGAAAUAUUGUUGCAUCUAAGAGGAAAUAUGCACAACUAUUUAAAAUUAAACUCAUAACAAUACGUUUACAUCUCAAAUAUUAUCUGAAUAGAAUAGUUUUGUCUCACUAUCAUUGCAUGAUAGUGAGUUACUUUGUUGUGCACUAGACAUAUAUCAUAGACCAUUAACUGCUUAAAUGAGAGUGGUUUCCCCACUAAAAUUAAGGCAUACUUAUGUACUCCUUCCAUUUCAUUAUGCGAAGACUUUUCUUUCCCUUU